Ostertagia ostertagi is the source of this 2199-nucleotide messenger RNA. NCBI's taxonomy places the organism in Eukaryota, Metazoa, Nematoda, Chromadorea, Rhabditida, Trichostrongylidae. The record is from the annotation of a GenBank genome assembly.
AUGAAGGAGGAUAUAAUUAAAUCUCUGGGUUUAUACUACUACACAUUUGCUGAUCUGAUGGAUCUGAAGGAUAAUAUACUGCAACUUUUGACAACUAUGGAUCCUUGUCAGUGUCAGCUUGACAGUUCGCUUAAUUAUGAACUGACAGCAGGAUACCUUAAUCUGGUUGUAAAUCUUAUUUGCCUGAUGAUUCUUCUCUCUCGCGUCGAUGAUCGUAAAUUAAUUUCGUCGGCGCUUUCGUCCCUUUCUCCUGUCUAUCUUCGUCGAAAUAUUACUGCAAAUACAUGGAGGAAUGCUCAAAUUCUCUCUCUUACGGCCAAUCCCCAUCAAAUUUUAUACGCAGCUCAAACGGAUACGGUUCUCCAAACUCAUCACGAAAUACAGCAGUUUUUCGACUCUAUAAAGGGAUAUCAUAAGCGAUCUCAGGAAGUCAAGGACUGUUUCUCGAUAGCACUGCAACAAAGGUAUUAUGGCUUCUUCGGCAUCUCAGUGAAUGGCCUUCGUCAAAUAAAAAAGGAAGCAAAGCAGUGUGAUGAGCUGGUGGAUCGUCAGCUACCUGAGCUUCUUUACUACAUGCUUGAGUUGAGGCAAUUAGUAACGAAGCAUAGCGAUUAUGUGAACGGUUACGAUGCCAUCAUGACUCGUGAAUUGGUGUCCGCCAUUGGCGACUUGAAUGAGGAGGACGCAACAAUUUUGUCCGAUUUUGCCACAUCGAUAUCCUCGAUUAAUUCCGACACCGACCUGCGAGCUCUGCGUCUGGACUGGUUCCGUUUCCAGUCCCUUGCCAUAUGUAACUCAAUCCUGGACGACGUAUGCCAAUCAAUUACCGACGUUGUGGGAGCAUUAUGCGAGUACGAGUUGCGACUGGCAGAGCAAACUUCUCCGAGUACUAUAGCCGCUCAGAUCGUUACUCAGAUGUUGCGAAGCAAGGGUAGCAAAAGCGCUGCAGCAGCUGCAGCUGCUCAAAAAGAUCCUAUACAAGCUGGAGAAGAAAGUUAUCGCGUGGAUCGGCAGACACUGACUUAUCCAGACAAGCUGCUCACUACUUUGAUCGAGCUCUGUGCGGGUGUGGGUCAGUAUCGUCAGCUUUUCAUAUCUGAUCACUUUUUCGCUCCCAGGGAAUACCUUAGUCAACACAUUGAGCACAAAUUCGUUGAACUCAUACUUGCUAUGGCAACCGAUUCCGCAUCUUCCACUCCUCGGAGGCCAUCUGAUCUUUUAAUGAUCAUCCAGUCUUACAUGACUGUCCUGCAGAAUAUUGAUGCUUGCGUUCCGUUGGAUAUAACGCGGCUGUUCAACAAUGUGUUGCUCCAGCAAACACAACCGUUGGACUCACGCAACAAGGAAACAAUGACCUAUAUUUACACAAAAUGGUAUCUGGAAGUGGUUUUACGCCGCGCAUCUGCUGGUCACAUGCUGUGGAGUGAGCAUUUACAAGCAAUGAUUUCAAGUGGUGAAGGAAACGACUUCGCACCGGAGCAGUAUACUGAUCCAAGAGAACUACGAUGCUUGGCUCAGAUCAUAGGCCCCUACGGGGUGAAGUAUCUUGCGGAGAGGCUAACUUGGCAUGUGGCCAGUCAGAUUGGCGAAUUAAAUAAGAUCGUUGUCGCCAAUAAGGAAGUGCUGCACACAGCAAGAACUCAGUUCGAUUGUAGUGAGCGCAUGAAGGAAGUUAUUCAAACGCUUUCUCAUGAACCAAAAGACAAGAAAGGAGCUGUGAGCUCACCUUCCGAUGCAAUUCUUCAACGAACAGCUAUAAUCGGCCAGAUAUUCAGCUUUAGAGAUGCGUUACAUGUUGCUUUGGAACAGGUUCUGUUGAAUCGUUUGCCCUUCCUGAUGUCUUCGUUUACCAACUUAUACUGCAGCAUGGACGACGCUGGAAAAUCGGCAUUGGGUGAGCUAGGCGCUGCCAUGGGUGUUCAAGGUCCUGUUGACGUCGCUCUAGCAAACGCUGUACGAGCCCAAAGUUUACAGAUUAACCCUGACGAGCACUACCAGAUGAGCUGUUUGCUGUUAGUAGCUAUAGCGAUUAGCCUACCAAAGCUCGCUCUUAUUGAGACAGCAACAUAUAAACCUAGUCUGCGUGCAAGUUUGAAUAACACUCACUGCAUUCCACUGGCUGUGAACACGAUUGCGGGAGCGUUGUUUCAUCACCAUGGGCGAGGUGACACACAUUUGAGAAUGAAGGAAUUCCUCGCG